CUAACAUAGAAAAAGAAACUCGCACCGACUACAAUGUAAUUUCAUAGAUGGCUGUGGGAAGAUCUUAAAAGGUGGUGCCUUCUACCAAAGAGCUAAAUAUACACAAUCGAUGUGAACAUGAAGCAUCAGGAGGUGCCAGUGAUGAAAGACCGGCGCUUUGGGCAACUGCUGAAAGUUGGGACGUGGAUGUGAGUUAUGAUGCCCCCUCUCCACGUGCCUCCAGCCUUGAGAACAUGACAACAGUGCAAAAUGGCUUUGGGAAUAGCCCUGCUACGGCCUGUGUAGUUAUGGAACCAACCGAGACCAGAACGAUCAUUAAUUCUUCCUGUCAGAAUGGGGUCUGCAAGAGCAGUAACAACAGUGAUUCAGAAGCCCAGGAAGACAAACUCAGCCCUUCCAAACUCAUGCGCCUUUUCUCUGCCACUAGGAAGAGGAGUGGCUGCACUGCAGAAAGGCCCCGCUCGAUGAUUCUGAUGGGCAAUUCCUCUACCUGGAAUGCUCUGUCUUCCUUUAGGAAAAUGGGAUCAUUUAAAAAACUGAAGUCCUCCGUUCUUCAAGGAAUUCAGGGUCGGGAGGACCCAGAUGUCUUAAAUGAAGAUGCUUCUGAAAAUGACUUGGGAAAACCCAUUCCCAAUGGUUCUGUGACAGGAGUCCAAACUAACAGGUAUUCUUAUGCAGGGCAGUUGAAUGAUUUCCAUAAGGCAGUGGAUGGGGGGGUAUCCGAUUGCUCUGACCCAGAAGAAAAUGACGAUGUCUUCCUGAGGAAUACUCACAGGUCAAGGAGCAUCAGGAGAGCCUAUGGCAUGGGCCGCAUUAACUUGCUGGACUCUGAGAAGCAUUCUGGCCCACAGCACUGUGCUAGGCCUCUGUCACCCAUCAUGCAGGAGCCCAAAAUCUGUGAAAUUCUGGUGAAAAACUCUGAAAAUAACCGUAUUAUCUACAGGAGAAGUAAGAGUACCGAUAACUUAAACUUCCUGAGGAAAAGUUCUUUCAAGCGGAAGUCCACCUCAAACCUCACCGACCUCAAAGUGACCAAUGAGAAACAUGAAAUUCAAAGGACGCUAAGUUCUCCCGCUGACUCUGAUAAAACCAGUGGGUUGGAGAGGAGGUCGAAACGCUGGAAGAGUCCCAUAAGAGCCAAGGAUUUUGAUCGAGUUUUGAAACUUGUGAGUAACGUUGCCGAUGCUGCUUGGAAGAGAGAGACUCCUAAGAAUGGGACGCCGUCCCCGAGUGAGCCAAACCAAAGAAUACAGCUCAACAGCCAACUACAUGAUGACUACUCCCGCCGUGUUUCUACUAAUACGGAACAGGAUCAGAAGAGGUGUACAUCCCCAGUAUGCAAUGUCGAGUCUUCCUUUACAGCAAUUCCUAGCCUCAGUCCAACUAUUUCUCAGGGCACUGAUACAGAUAGUGAAGCAAAGGUGUUUCCUCUCAAAGCCAGCCCCCCUCAGACAUCAAGAUGUGUCCAUCAGUCUGCUGACAGAUCCUCAUCGAGCCCCACCGCCCUGAAAGCAUUUAUCAAAGACUCUGAUAAACCAAAAAAUACCAGCCAGUUUACGUGUGAAUUGGAGCACCCUAGCACACCUCCUCGGCCUACUGCCCCCAAACCUCAGAGCCCUGUUUCAGAAAAUGCCAAGUACAAUAUUAAUUUCCGUUGUCCAAACACUCAUAGCACAUUGUCUCUGAGCUCAAUGGAAAGUGAAGAAAGAGCAGAGGUGCCUGCCCUGAAGGGGAGAAGUCCAGUUUCCUUCCAGGAGUCGGUGAAAACAGUGUAUUAUGAUGAUGGUAAUGAAGAUAGUGGCAUCAGCAGCCACUCACAGCUGAGCCUCAACUUAGCCACUGGUCCAGAGGAGAGGAAGGAAGAGGUUGUUACUGAUGAACAGUGGAGGAAGUCUUCCUCUCAGGAUGAAGAAAAGACCGAGCCACAAAGAGUCACAAGAAGGAGAUGGGGUUCUGGAAAAAGAUCUCGACCUAGGCCUCUCUCUGAUUAUAGUCAGUUGACAAGCAGAAGCUUCUCCAUUCCUGAAGACUCGGUUGCCAUGGAAACCCAGAAACUGGACUGUGUGGAUGGAGGAAACCAGCAGAGUGUGGCCUCCUCUGACACCUCUGACCAAAAUGUUUCUUUGGAUUACCCAAGAGGAUGCCGAAAAAGAAGACCCAUCUCUGUGAUAGGUGGGGUCAGCUUCUAUGGGAACAACCAGACGGAAGAAAUAGAAAAUCUUCUGACCCAACCAGUAGUGAGGCCUCCAGUUCCAGCUCAUCAAGUGCCACCAUACAAAGCUGUUUCUGCCCGGUUCCGGCCAUUCACAUUUUCCCAAAGCACACCCAUUGGACUGGACCGAGUUGGACGUAGACGGCAGAUGAGAGCAUCUAACAUUUCCACAGAUGGAGCUACAGAGUCGUCUGCCUUAGUUGAUGACAAUGGAAGUGAAGAAGAUUACAGUUACGAAGAGCUCUGUCAAGCCAGCCCUAGAUACUUACAGCCUGGGGGAGAACAGCUAGCCAUCAAUGAGCUGAUCAGUGAUGGCAACGUGGUCUGUGCAGAAGCUCUGUGGGAUCAUGUGACCAUGGAUGAUCAGGAGCUUGGCUUCAAAGCUGGAGAUGUCAUCCAAGUAUUGGAGGCCUCUAAUAAGGACUGGUGGUGGGGCAGGAAUGAGGAUAAGGAAGCCUGGUUUCCUGCUAGCUUUGUCCGGUUACGAGUCAAUCAGGAAGAAAUCUCAGAGAAUUCCAGCAGUACUCAAGGCGAAGGGCAAGAUUCAGAUGCUGGGAAGCACCGUCAGAAACACUCAGAAAAUAAAGACCAGAUGAGGACCAAUGUUAUACAAGAAAUCAUGAACACUGAACGAGUCUAUAUCAAGCAUCUCAAAGACAUCUGUGAGGGCUAUAUUCGGCAGUGUCGCAAACAUACAGGAAUGUUCACUGUUGCACAAUUGGGUACCAUUUUCGGAAACAUUGAAGAGAUUUACAAAUUCCAAAGGAAGUUCUUGAAAGAUCUUGAGAAGCAAUACAAUAAAGAAGAACCUCAUCUGAGUGAAAUAGGAUCCUGUUUUCUUCAACAUCAAGAAGGCUUUUCCAUUUAUUCUGAAUACUGUAACAACCAUCCUGGGGCCUGCCUGGAGCUUUCUAACUUGAUGAAGCAGGGCAAAUACAGGCAUUUCUUUGAAGCCUGCCGCCUGCUUCAGCAGAUGAUUGACAUAGCCAUCGAUGGGUUUCUCCUUACUCCUGUUCAGAAGAUUUGCAAAUACCCUCUGCAGCUAGCCGAGUUACUGAAGUACACCACUCAAGAGCACAGUGAUUACAACAAUAUAAAGGCAGCAUAUGAGACCAUGAAGAAUGUAGCAUGCUUAAUCAACGAGCGUAAACGCAAAUUAGAGAGUAUAGACAAGAUAGCACGCUGGCAAGUGUCCAUUGUGGGCUGGGAGGGGCUCAAUAUUUUAGACCGCAGUUCCGAACUGAUCCAUUCAGGAGAACUGACCAGAAUCACAAAACAAGGAAAGAGCCAGCAGAGGACUUUCUUCCUCUUUGACCACCAGCUUGUGUUCUGCAAGAAGGACCUUCUCAGGCGCGACAUGUUAUACUACAAAGGCCGAAUGGAUAUGGAUGAAAUGGAGCUGAUGGACAUAGAGGAUGGGCGGGACAAGGACUAUAAUAUCAAUGUAAAGAAUGCCUUCAAAAUCAUCAAUAAAUCAACAGAAGAGGUGUAUUUGUUUUGUGCCAAAAAGCAAGAGGAUAAAGGCAGGUGGCUGCAAGCGUGUGCUGAUGAGCGGAGAAGAGUACAGGAAGACAAAGAAAUGGGAAUGGAAAUAUCAGAAUCUCAGAAGAAACUUGCUAUGUUAAAUGCUCAAAAACCAGGCCAUGGAAAGUCAAAAGGUUAUAAUGGGUGUUCGGUGCCUCCCCCGCAUCAAAGCUUACAUCCUAUCCACCAACGCCACAUCACUGUGCCCACCAGCAUUCCUCAACAACAAGUUUUUGCCCUGGCAGAACCUAAGAGAAAGCCGUCUCUUUUUUGGCACACCUUCAAUAAACUCACCCCAUUCAAGAAAUGAAAAAAAAUCAUCCCCCUGCUGGCAGGGGCUCUGUGUAGAGAAGAGACAUGGUCUUUCUUUUCCUCUGUUUGAAAUCCCUCUUGGACCCUGUGCUGAAGAUCAUCUUUGCUGGGGAUCAAUGAAGGAGACAGGAUUUCAGCUCACCUUCUGCCAGGAACUUCUUGGAGGAUAGAAGGUCAUGAUGCACAGUCAUAAGACAGCCUAGCACAAUGCUUGCAUUAUAGGCACUUAAUAAUGAUUUGUUGAAUUGAAACUCUCCAUAUUCUUUCUGCUCUGAAUUGACCAGAGACUUGGAGGUCUGUGACAUGCUCUAAAGCAAGUGGUGAUUGUACCGAACAAGCAUUGCUAAUGAUGAGCGUGUUCGUUGGUGACCAGGGAAAUUACCACAAUUUCAAAGGCGAAGAUCCAAGGACUUGUUUUUUCAGCUCAUCCCAAGGCAUGACUAGCUUUGGAGGAUCACUGUUACAUUCCCAGUGCCAUGCAUGGUUUUGAGGGAAAUCAUCUAUAGAACUGAAAUAUUUCUUCUUCUUGUCAUAUAUUCAGUGGGAGCUUAGAGAAGCUUUUGCUUUCCACCAAAGCAUUUGUCAACCUCAUUUCACCCAUUCACAGUUGCAGAAGAAGGCCGAGGACCUUCCUGUUCAUUUCUGUACUUCCCAAUGUUUCCCAAAUGGUAGUGGGAAAUGGUGCACAGCCUCAUUCUCUUGCAGGCUAGGGAGAAAAAGGCUAUGGUUGAAUCAAAUGGCAGCAGUAACUUCAACUUGGUCCAAUUGUUCAGAAGGUCCUGCUGCGUCCAAGGAAGGAAAUGAGAAGACCCAGGUCCAGCUGGGUUCAUUUUCCCUCAAAUUAGCUAUUCUCCUGCAGGCAUUAUAGAAUUUAGCAUGCAGACAUCAAUUCUCACCCAUAACUCAAUCUAUGAGGCUCCUUCUGCCAGUCACAUAUACCUUAUUUUUAUUAUAAAAUACAAGCAUUUCCAUUUUUAUGGUGAUAAUGUGAAUGUGUAAAAUAUUCAUGUACUUCUUCUAGCAGGUUUUUUUUUACUCCCAUGCAUUCCCACAAAGCAAAGUCCAAAAUUACACCCAUUCAGCUAGAAAGGUAUAAAAUGGCCAAGGGAAACGUUCCCUCAAGCCUUUGAAAAAGGUUUUGAUCUUGUGCCUCAGCAUUCCUUCAUGAGAGUGAUGACAGACUUCUGAAGAGUAAUCUUUCUUAGAGGUGACCUUGACAAAGUAUAAGCCAUGGAGAAUGGUCAGUUUGGUGCAUUUAUCUUUUCUUUCCCCUUUUUCCAACUAAGGAUACACAUUAGCUGGUAUCUGUAGAUAACUAUAUGAAUUUUAAUUAAAGAGUGCUUUUAAAUAUCUUAUGACAGACUCUUCAAGGGUUUCAAGAUGCUUGUUACUUUCAUUUUCUUAGCACAUUGGAAGAAAGAACCUUAUGUUAUGUGGUUAAUGCAUUUGUUUUCUAAAAGUGUAUUUAUCGUAACGUGUUCUCGUCAGACUGCUCAACCAUUUCUAACAGGUAUACUCUGAGAAUCAAAGCAGAUUGAUUUAAGGGCAAACAGUAGGUCCAGGUCUUCCAGAAUGUAGCUCUCAAAGCCUCCUCCUCACUAAAUCUGGCAUUCCUGAAGGAGGCCAGCUGGUGAGAAAGAACAAUCACAAGAAGAUUGUGUAUGAAGCCUCCCUAAUGGGUCUUUAUGACACUUAAGCAAAACUUUGAUGAAAAAGUAUUUGUUCACUAACUUAUUGUGAUACUUUUGAUGGCUUAUACAUAGGAGGUCUUGUUUGCUGUUUAGAAUUUCUGUGGUUAAUGACUCUGUGUCAGCCUGAGGUAGAGGCUGGUGCUAAGAAAAAGUUAUUAGUAAGUAUCUGUGCCACUGUGUCUAAAAAAAAGGCACCUCGGUUUUAAUUGUGUUUGUAUAAUUGGCCUUUUUACUAACAAGUCUUUUUUAAAGAAUGUUGAAUUUUGAAAAUUUAAUAUGCUUUUGAUGUACCCAUUAGCAAUAACUGUAGUGAUCUGUCUAUGCUAAAUGGAAUGUAUAAUAAUCAGCCAUUUUUAACAGCUCUUCCGUGUUAUAUGGCAGAAUUGCCUUAGGCUAGUCAAUGGAAUUACUUGACGGUGUUACAUUUGCAAAUGAAAAUUCAAUUUUAAUUUUACGUUUUCUUUUUUAAUAUCAAAAGUUUAAUGAACCAAUAUGUUGUCUCUGCAAAGCUUUAACACUUCUGUAAGAAUUUCCCUGCUGCAUCCAAAAUACUGACUUCCAGCUCCUCUACCUCCACAGUCUUCCAAGUAGAAAAUGAAUGAAUUUGGGGAAAUAGUUUGAUUAUCUAGUUUCAGUUCAAAUAUAGAUCUGCUUCCAUCUGAUAAAGUUAUUGUGCCAACUCCAAUUCAUCCCCAAUAAAUCUAAAGAGGGUAUGAAACACUUGGCUGCUUGUUUUCCCUAGGUGAACCCUACUGAGAUAUUCAGGGGUUUUCAAACACUCCCAAAGAUUGGUAUCUCAAAGAAGAAUAAGAUGGUGGUUGGCACACUUAAGCCUGGGUUUAUAUGGCUUGGAUUUUGAAUAAUAUAUGUUUGAGUUCUAGAAGGAUUGAAAGGAUUGAGUGUCCUUUUAUAUUUGCCAAAUUCUCUUCUCUGGAUAAUUCGUGUUUUAAAUGGGAGAGCAAAAAAGAAAGAAAGCAAAAGUCUUACUAUAAGGAUUAUGUACAUGAGUUUCUCCAAAAACAACCCAGGGGAGAGAUUCAAGGGUAACUCCUCUUUAUGUAUUGUGUAGGAAGUGUUAAAGGAGAUUAACAAACUAUUUUAAUGUAUUUCAUCUUAUAUUGCUCAUGAGAGGCAGCAUAACAUACUCGGGCCUCAUAUCCAAGAAGAUUUUGGGUUCAGGUCCUCCUGCCUCUGACACAUACUGACUACAUGACCUUGGGCAGGUCAUUUAACUUCUUCAUACUCUAGGUUACUUUCUAAGACUUUUAAGUUGUAGAGAAGAUGCUGACUUGCAUUGGUCAGAGAUAUUUCCUCACCUGGGAGCCCACUAGACUGAUGAAGUCAUAGCUAUAGACCAUAUUAUUGUUCAUGUAUUUUCAGAAUUCAAUAGCUAGAAAAUUGGGCAGGUCCUUUGGAAUGACAACUUUUGACAGAAAAAAAGGCUUGAAAUAGAAUUUUAGGAACCUUUGAGAUCAGUUUCACCUCCUCAUUCUACGGGUGAGGAAUUCUAGGUCCAGAAAAGUUAAGUGAUUUACUGGGAUAAAUAGGAGAACCUGAGUCAAGAACUCAGAGCUUUUGGCUUCUGCCACUUACUACUUGUGUGAUGAGAGACAAGCCACUUAACCUCUCUGGGAUCCAUUUAUCAUAUUAAAAAUAUCCAAUCACCUUUGCAGAAGAAUACAAGCAAAUGCUUUACUGUGAUUUCCAAGUCCCUAGUGAGGAAAAAAGGGGUCUUGGUGUAUGAACUGUGAACAACAACAAAGAGGCAGAUACAAUUUGCCAAAAACAUAAAUGGAGCCUCCAAUAAUACAGCUUUAAGAUUUCAGUAGCUCUGGGUUUUUUUCCCUUUCCAGACUUGGUAGCUAAAGCAUUUUACUACCAUAUAAUGACAUUGAGUGUUGAAGUGCCUUGUUAUACAGGCAGACAGGUUCCUUGUCUGUGGAGCAAAUAUUAACCCCAUAUUGAUUUAAAAGAACAAUAUUCUUUCAUAUAUGAAGGACAUUCUCCUUAAGUAAAUUUUUCUUGUCAUGAAACAAUGGCAAAACGUUACAUUAUAUUUAAAAUUUUGGAUAUAUUACUCAUUAUAUUCAAAAUUGGGGAUAUAUUGCACAUUACUGUAAAUUCUAUGAUUUCUGGUACUUUGCCAAGUGGACCGUUCCAUGUGUCAGCCUUUCUAAAGUCCUUCACAAUGUUAAUUAACAUACCAAUAGACUCAGGUUAGAGUAGUAAUUAGCUGAGGUUUAGGGCAGAAUUAUUACAGUUGUAUGCUGGUGGUCUGGGGGAUUUGGGGACAAAAGAAAUAGAUCUCUGCAUCACAGGGCUUUUGUUACAGUUGUGGUUUCCAUUGCCUUUAAAUCCAAAUAUCUCCUUGUAGGUUGAAGGACAAACAGUACUAUACUGGAGUAGCCGGAGAAACAUACCUUAACUCCCAGUUUAUCAGAAUGUUUAAUUAGGCACCCCUCAAUCUCUGAAUGUGUCAGGUGACAAACUUUUUAUUAUAAGAUUAUUCCACAAAUAGUUUAUAAUUUCCCUUGGCAAUCAUUUUUUUUUCUCCAAUAGGCAAUGAAGGAGGGAGCUCAGGAUUGAACAGUGAAAAUAGACCAUAAUUAGUCUUUGCAAAAGACCACUUCUUUAAUUUUUGAUCCCAAAGUCCUUAGGCAUGACUAACACUUGUCAAUAUCAUCUUUGGCCCUUUUUUAGGCAUUGGCAUUUGUAUUGAGGAAAUGCCUUCCUUCUAACAGAUUCUGUAAUUUAGCAAUUAUCAUUGUGUAAAUAUUAGCACUAGCUGUAGACUUGCUUACAUAGUUUGUCAAGUAUUUUUUGUAACUUUUAUCAUGUAAAUGUUAACUCAUUAUUUUACGUAGAAAUGAUGUUGCCCAUGUAAAUCAAGUGCCAGCUUCAGAACAGAUGAAUUAGCUGUUGACAGCUAAGGUAUGAUGUACAGAAUUGCUGGAACUUGGUUAUAUGUUUGAGCUGAAAUGGUGUAUUAUAAAAUUUAUUUCCUCCCGAUGUGGUUUUAUGUAAAUGAUUUCAUUUCUUGUAAAUGAUGUGUGCCUACCGUUUCUGUCAUUUUGCUUCCGUAUGGUAAAAUAAAAUAAUUUGUAAAGCUGGUUUCCAGCAAUUUUAAUAAGAA
Messenger RNA from Trichosurus vulpecula (common brushtail), 8872 nucleotides. It is a transcript of the gene SPATA13, whose product is annotated as spermatogenesis associated 13. Gene Ontology annotation, cellular component: cytoplasm. The coding region runs from base 234 to 4046 and encodes 1270 amino acids. Gene Ontology annotation, molecular function: guanyl-nucleotide exchange factor activity; protein binding. The transcript has 13 exons. The record is from RefSeq and is a predicted model, not a curated record. Gene Ontology annotation, biological process: filopodium assembly; lamellipodium assembly. NCBI's taxonomy places the organism in Eukaryota, Metazoa, Chordata, Mammalia, Diprotodontia, Phalangeridae.